Acanthoscelides obtectus is the source of this 6793-nucleotide messenger RNA. Lineage: Eukaryota; Metazoa; Arthropoda; Insecta; Coleoptera; Chrysomelidae. The record is from the annotation of a GenBank genome assembly.
GUUAUGGCAACACCGCGCUGUCGUUUCCUUCAUUCGGUGGCCAUUUUGAUGUGAAAAGGUGUCGUUUCUGUUUAUACAGCAUUUUCGAAAAAAAUUCCUUCGGGAAUGGAAAAUUUCGCCAAGGUUGUAGAAAUAUGUUGUUUAUGUGUUCCACAGAUUACUUAAAACUACUAUUCCAACUUAGAUUCCACCAAUUAACCAGCAGUCUACAAUAAACAAAAAAUGUUCUACGCACACUUUGUAUUAGCCAAAAAGGGCCCGCUAGCCAGAAUCUGGCUAGCGGCCCAUUGGGACAAGAAGCUCACCAAAGCCCAUGUCUUCGAGACAAACAUUGAAAAAUCAGUGGAUGGAAUAUUGCAGCCAAAAGUGAAAAUGGCUUUGAGAACGUCCGGACAUUUGCUCCUUGGAGUUGUAAGGAUCUAUUCGAGGAAAGCAAAGUACCUUUUAGCAGAUUGUAAUGAGGCUUUCGUUAAGAUUAAAAUGGCCUUUCGGCCUGGAAUGGUUGAUCUCCCAGAAGAACAUAGAGAGGCGGCUGUGAAUGCUAUUACCUUACCAGAAGUAUUCCACGAUUUUGAUACUACUAUGCCUGAGCUAGCUGAUGUUGACAUUGAGGCUCAGUUCAGUCUAAACAAUGCAAGAGCUGAGGAGAUCACCAUGAGGGAAGAUAUUGGUACAAUUUCAUUAGUAGGUCAUGAUGAAGGUUUUGGAGAUAUGGGCUUUGACACUGAAGCACCUGAACUUAUGAGGCAUGCACCAGGGUUAGAGCCAUCCAUGGAGCCAGUUCUAUUUACUGAGCCUGUUCUGGACAGCUUGGAUAAAGAAAGAGAACCAGUUCCUAGCACAUCAUCAGCUCAGUUACCUGAAGCUCCAAUGGAAAUGGAAUCAGGGGUUAGAGAAAUGAUUUCUGGAGGUCUAUUUGAAGGUGGGCUGUUUGAUGAAACACCAAUGGGUGAUGUUCCACCUGUGGAACCGUCAAUUCCUCAACCAGAACCUCCUCCACCAGAAGACAGUGAUGAUGACAUGGGUGGAUUUGACGGACCUCCAUCUGUUGGACCUCCCAGUAGUCCAGACUCUCGCCCAACCUCCACGUUACCCCCCGUGCAUCAGCAAGUACAACCUCCAACGGCACCGACGCCGGUACCACCUGAGGAACCGCCCCCGCCUUCUGCUCCCACGCCCAUACCCCCUGAGGAAGAACCUGCCGCACCAGUGCCGGCAGCUGAUCAGACCACCCUGUUGAGAGAUGAUGAGGAGAGUUUCGCGUUGGCGCCCGUGGAUGCGACAGCAUUGAGAGAUGAAUUCUACCUAGGCCUGACGAAGUCACGCAAGAAGCGCAAGCUGAUCGUGGACGAAGUGAAGAACAUCAGCGGCGAGGAAAUGAAAAACCAGCUGAGCGACACCAGCGACAUCGUCACGACGUUGGAUCUAGCGCCGCCUACUAAGCGACUUAUGCACUGGAAGGAGACAGGAGGGGUUGAAAAGUUGUUUGCGUUACCUGCCAGAUUAAUUCCUGCCAGGAUAUUGUUUAAGGCGUACCAAAGGCAUUUGACGUUGCGAUCGAUAGGCACGGAAGAUUUCACAAUGCUCGGCGAUCCUGAAUCGCUACAAAUCGAUCAAGCAAGAGAUCAAGAAGAAAAUACACCACAAGAAGCGCCGACGCCGACAAGAAGAGGGAGAAAAAGAAAAGCUAUUGAAGAGCCGCCUCCAACGCCCAUAUCCCACCUGGAAGAAACGCCGCAUCUGUCCGCCCCAUCUAUGGAAGAGCACCAGAUGCCGCCUACGCCUUUGCCGCCAGGUACACCCGCCCCUCAAACGCCCGCCCAUUAUGAUCAAAUGGCGUCACAAUUGGCGGCCGAGCAGAUUCUGCCGCCUGGCACGCCAUCUAUACCGGGGAUGAUGGGACCUGGAACGCCUGGAAUGCUACCAUGCCCAACGCCCUCCAUGAUGGGUCCAGGCACACCCAUGAUGCAACCACAAACGCCUGGUAUGAUGCAGCCUCAAACGCCGAUGAUGCAACCCCAAACACCGGGUAUGAUGCAACCACAAACCCCAGGAAUGAUGCAGCCUCAAACUCCCAUGAUGCAGCCACCAACGCCGGGCAUGAUGCAGCCUCAAACCCCCAUGAUGCAACCCCAAACUCCUGGAAUAAUGGGAACGCCGGCACACGAUAUGAUGGGUGGUGGGGAGAUGUAUUCCCAGACGCCAGUGUACCCAGAGCCUCCCACGCCUUUGCCUCAUAUGGAGGAGAUGCCCCAUUUACCACCCGAUCAGGUGCGAAUGAUCCUUCAAGAACAAGAAGACAUGGCUCAAGCAGCUGAGGCACUCCUGAACGCGCCAAGCCAUUUAGGGGCACAUGAUCUACCUGCUAUGGAUGCAUACGACGAUCAUGAACGCCCUGCAUCUCCAUGGGAUUAUGAAUAUGACCAAGGACCAAGUGAAGAACAACAAAAGGAUGAGACUGAUGAGCAAUUUGAAGAAAGAGUUCUCAACAAACGUGCAUAUCAGCUAUUCACACUUGUCCGCAGAAAGUUUCAACUGGCAGAUAAAAUUCUACUGGAUGAAAUGUGCCAGCACAACACAAAAAAACAGGCUUCACAAAAGUUCUACAGCCUGUUGGUCCUGAAGAAGUUCAGUGUGCUGGAACUUGAACAGAACGAGCCAUAUGGCACCAUAACAGUGACAAAAGGAAAUAAGUUUGAUAAUCCCACCAUGUAAUUGUAUGGUUGAUAUGUGGUGUAUAAAUAAUAUUUAUUUUUGACUAUUUUUAAGAAGAAAUUAUAUUGUACAUACAUUAUGUCGAAUUUAAAGGUACAGAAUAUCUAAAUUUACCAAAGUCUUUUCCACAACAAAGUUGUCUGAUUUGUAGGAUAGGAAUCUUUAUUUAAAGCCCUGGCAGCUGGCGUCAGAUUUUUUCAUUCAAGGGUAAAUCAAACUAAAUUACACUAAGCAGGAUUUAUCAAUCUUUAGAUGGUUCAGGUAAGAAAGCAUGUUUCGAUUUUUAAAUUUGGUUGGUUAUAAUGGUGUUGAAGCGCUUAUGAUGUGACCAUGCCUACGUGAGUUUAAGAAGCUGAUUCAAGUUAUUGUUUGCAGGAAGUCAACCUUCCUGUUGACAAAUUGGCUUUCUUGUGCAUGGCCAGCUUGAAUUAAGGUAAACAUGGUCACAUCCUCAGUAGUAUAUUUUUUCCGAGUGUUGACAAGUGUCCCCUGGAUUUUUUAUACAUAGAGGGUUUUCCAUUAAGGACUUGACAACUUUCUUUUUAAAUAAAACGCAAACCAUUUGAGAUAUCUCGAAAAUUGUAUUGCCGGAUUGAAGUAUACUCAAAACAUGGUGUUUCUUGAAGCACAUGGGAGUUUUCACCUGACCAAUAACGCAUACUGUUUGUUGAAGCCGUUUAGCCAAAAAUGCGCCUCAUCACUGAAGAUGAUUUUGCGAUGAAAUUGGUUAUUUUCUUGCAACAUUUCUAGAGCCCAAUUCGAGAACGUACGUCGGUUCAUGUGAUCGAACGGCUUUAGUUCUUGAGUUAACUUGAUCUUAUAACGGUGCAGGCCAAGAUCUCUUCGCAAAAUUCGCCAUAGUGUGGUCUGUGCGAUGCCCAAUUCUUGAGAACGCAGUGUUCUGUUCUUCUGCGACGGAAACUUGAACGGUAGCAAUAUUCUCGGCACUCUGACCAACCCGAUGUCUCAUUGGCACGGGAACAUCCAGCAGCGAAUAUGUGGUAUCAAUUUUUCUUACUUGAGUAUGAAUUGCUUGUCUACUGGGACGAGAAUUACGACAAAAAAUUGGCGUUAACGCUCUUAAAGUUGCAGUCACCGACUCGGAAUUUCGGUAGUAAAUUUUAAUUAUUUGUAAGCGUUGUUCGUUCGUGUAUUUCAUCAUGAUGAAAAUGUUUUCUUUACUGAAUGUUUUGACAUUGACAGUUCGGUAAUUGAGUUAAAGGUGCGUUCACAGUGAAUGUUCAAAGUUGUCAAGUCCCUAUUGGAAAACCCGAUAUAUUUGGGACUCUAUAAAAGUUUGCCCAAAUUACUGCUGCCGCUUACAUUGGUUUUUAUGUCAUUAUAUGAUUUCCGAGAUGAGCUUUUAGCAAGUGAUUUUUUCAACGUUUCUCGCAAAAAAUUGCUCAUUUCGAUUAUAAACAGUCAAAAACAAAGUUCCAUUGUCCAUUGUACUAUUCGUUAUUAUUCUUCAGAGUGGUCCGGAGGACCUUUGCUCUUAGUUAAAAGUCUCGUCGGUCUUUUAGUCUGUCAGGUCUGGCUACCCCAGAUACCAAACAGGUUCAAGGGAAAGAAAGGAAGGAAGAAAUAGAGCAAAUGCUUUGGCUACUCGAAUUAUUUUGUAGCUCCAAAAAAUAAUUUUGAUCGGUUUUGUAUAAUGAAAUAAUUUUGGCUGGUCUGAAUUUACAAUUUAAUUUUGAUCACAGUGCAAGGCGCGGCCUGGAAUGUUUGCGAUUGUCCAUUGUCUAGUCAAGUCUAAUCACACAUACUUACAGCGUGUUAAGAGUUGAUUCCUUGCAUUAUUCUAAGCAAAAAAGUUCAUUAUAACGUAUGUCCGAAAAUCGAUCGUUUUCGAGAAAAAAGAGUCGUAAAUAAUUAAAUUUUCUCAAACAUUUGGCAACGCUGCAACGCAGCGCACGACGACCGCAACUGAUUCAUUGAAUUGUUUACGUUUGUAUGAUAUUUUUGUUGAAAGUAUGCCUUGAAUUAUUGAAUACUUUCACGCAAUUUUUUGUGGCUAAUAUUUUUUAUUUAAUAACGCUUUCAGUACAGUUAAUUUACUUAAAAAAAAUGACAGAACUUACCGGUACGUGGCGAUACACACCACCAAUUCCCACUAUUAUCAGUCACUUAUUUGAAACGAUGCGAUGCACGAAAAAAAAAAACAUCCCUAAAUCACAUAAAUUUGCAGUUAAAUGUAUUAGUAAUCACGACAAUAGGCGAUGACACAUGCAGUGUGAAGGCGGAGUACGACGUUGCCAGUUGUGUGAGGGAUUUUGUUUGUCUGUUUUUCUUCUGAAAAUUGUAUUUAAUGAGCAAGAAAAUUAUUUUAUUAAAGAGAGUUAAUUAAUAGAUGUAUUGAUACAAUUUACGCUAUUAGGCAUAUGAAUUUAAAUUAUUAAGGUUCAAAAUUAAUUUAUUUCAUGACUAAAAAGAAACAAGUUCAGCAUUUUUUUGCUCCGAAACGGUUGAUUUUCGGACAUAGGUUAUAAUGAACUUUUUCCCUUAGAAUAAUGCAAGGAAUCACCUCUUAAAGUUACGAAUAUUAUUUCCCUAACACCCCGUAUAUUUAAAUUACUCCUUCUUGUAUAACGUUUCGACCACAACGGUGGCCAUUUUCAAGUACAGUGGCAAUAUUGGCAGUAUAUGUUAUCUGCCUUCAGGUGUCAGAUCAUUUAUUUUUUCGUCUCUUCAUUCUUGUACAGUAUUACGAUAUAUUGAACGCAGAGAAUGUUGCAUCUUGCUUACUUGAAGUAGAGAUAGAAACCUAUGUAAGCAGCUUGCAGAGACAAGAUCUCUAUCAAAAUUCACAGAAAUGUAAGUUUGAAGUUUCUACUAGAUAUUUGCAUGGCUUAAUAUAUUCCACCUGGUGGAAUACGUUAGUAAUGAUGGUAAAACUACAUAAGAAGUUUCAGAGGUUACAUUUUAUUAGUGCAUGUAUCACUCAGUUGAAACUUCAAACUCAAAAGUUAUUCAAUUCUUGCGGUAUCUUAGUAACAAUCAUACUGGUCAAAGGUACACAAAUCCAGUGUAUUAGGCCAACAUUAUCAACGAAAGUUGAUAUCUGAUUAUUCUAUCUAAAGAUAGCCAACCUAAUCCGCGUCCAAAAAAUAGCUUAAAUGGGAUACUGUAGCGUCAUCUAUGUUUCUCUGUUUUCCAUACAGAGAAAUCCAAAUAUCACUGACGAGGUAAUCGGUAUGAGGUAGAAGCGUGCAAUAUGUAUGUUAGAAAGAUUGCGCCGAUGGCAAGCCGCACUGCGUCCGCGGCCUCGUCACUCGGAUUGCUGGGCAACGUGAUGCUUCUACACAUUUCGUCGUCAGUGAUAUAUGCAUUGCUCUGUAUACACCUUUAAAAUGUUAGUAUGUAUAUCAUAGAUAGCGUUGUAGACAACUCUAUGAGCGUAUAGGCAGCGCCAUCUAUGGGACACUACCUUUUCAAAUCGAUGGUGUAGCGCACAAACGUGGGAAGAUCAAAACUGUUAAAGAAAUGUAUAAAGUACAAAUUGUAUAAACUAAACUCAUAAUCUUUGCGACAGAAAUCUGCAUUUCAGCAAUAUUAUAAAUGUAUUUGUCACUUACCAUACUUGUGCAUUCGAAGCUUCAUCUCCUGAUUAUUAUGCUCUUGUAGGUAAAGAAAACAACUGUGCACUACACUAUCGAUAUAGUAAAUAUAGAAACAGCUGUGACAGAUUCUCAUAGAUGACACACUACAGUAACUCUUUAUCUCGGAUAUUUUUUUAGAUGUGCGAAUAUAGCAUUAGGUUGGGUAUCUUCAGGUAGAAUUCGUUAAUCAAUGUUUUUAGUUAAUUUUGCGAAUUUUGAUGUCGAAAUAAUGUAUAUGGCUAACCUUCCAUCAAAGGCUGAUAAAAGACGGUGUAGUUUUUUUUUGCAAUGCCAGAUAUUUCUUUUUGUCAUUCAUCUUUAAAGAUCUAGUUAAUUCAUUUAAACUAUUUUUGAGCUGAGUACAAUUUUUUCAUGUGAAUACAAAUAUGUUUUGUACUAAUUUUUGAAAUAUAUCGAAAAUAGUUUGAAUGAGUAUGAAAGUAUCAAGAUCGUUGAUGUUUACUAUUUUCAAAAAAAAA